This is a messenger RNA of Hypomesus transpacificus, 935 nucleotides long. RefSeq names its product achaete-scute family bHLH transcription factor 1a (gene ascl1a). The record is from RefSeq and is a predicted model, not a curated record. Gene Ontology annotation, biological process: positive regulation of transcription by RNA polymerase II; neuron differentiation; sensory organ development. Bases 173 to 766 code for a protein of 197 amino acids. The transcript is spliced from 2 exons. Gene Ontology annotation, cellular component: RNA polymerase II transcription regulator complex. Gene Ontology annotation, molecular function: DNA-binding transcription factor activity, RNA polymerase II-specific; protein dimerization activity; RNA polymerase II transcription regulatory region sequence-specific DNA binding. Lineage: Eukaryota; Metazoa; Chordata; Actinopteri; Osmeriformes; Osmeridae.
AGUGCAGCCCGAGGAGUGUGCGAGGCAGGAGCCCAGAAGACUGCCAAUUAAACAAGACUAAAGAGAGCAUUAAGUCCCACGUGAACGCCACGAGCAGGACGCACUGCCACCUAUCACUCCAAGACUUUGAGAUUCUUCUUCUACUCUUGUUUUAUAUCUUAACCAAUUUACAAUGGACAUCACAGCUAAGAUGGAGAUCAAUGUUGGCCAGCAGCAGUUCAUGCCACCUGCCUGUUUCUUUGCGGCAGCAGCUCAGAGCAUCCAGCUCAGCCCAACCAGCAGCCAAGGCAGCGGCAAGUCAACAUCCAAGGUGAAGAGGCAGCGCUCAUCCUCUCCAGAGCUGCUGAGAUGCAAGCGGAGGCUGAACUUUGCCGGCUUUGGGUACAGCCUGCCGCAACAGCAACCGCACGCUGUGGCGAGAAGGAACGAGAGGGAGCGCAACAGAGUGAAGCUGGUCAACAACGGCUUCGCCACUCUGCGUGAACAUGUCCCCAAUGGCGCAGCCAACAAGAAGAUGAGCAAAGUGGAAACCCUGCGGUCGGCUGUGGAGUACAUACGCGCGCUCCAGCAGCUUCUGGACGAACAUGACGCCGUAAGUGCCGCGUUUCAGUCCGGGGUUCUAUCGCCCACCAUCUCUCAGAACUACUCCAACGACAUGAAUUCGAUGGCAGGCUCCCCAGUGUCCUCCUACUCCUCUGACGAGGGGUCCUACGACCCCCUGAGUCCCGAGGAACAAGAGCUACUAGACUUUACCAACUGGUUCUGAGCAUCUGCUUAGAUAUAUGGUUCAAAUCUAUGAUACUCCCAGUUCGCGCUUGGGAGAGUCCUUGCGGAGUUCACUUCCUUCACAAGAUGCACCGAGAUCUGGCCCGGUAUGGUGGCUCACGCGGUCCGGUUCACCUAGCAUUGGCCUUGCGCUACAAAUGCUUAUCUUG